UGUAGUACCGAUAAACACAGCCUCGUCGUUUGGCAUCGACGUUCCCGCGCUGGUCUCUUCCUAGCUUAUUUAUUCUCCUUGCAUGAAGUUAGAUUGUUCUUUGUCGGGAGGGCGUGAGUUUUCCACGAUAUUCGCGCGAAUAUUAACGUGACGAUGCCGAAAAGAAAGAAUCAAGCAUUAAUAGAUUCUGAAAGUAGUGGCAGCGCAUCGGAAAGUGGCUCGGAUUUGGAUAAUGAUCUACUGUCACUUGCCAAGAAGAAGAAAGGUAAAUCUCAAGAUGACUCUCAAUCCAAUGAAGACAACAAUGUCGCUAAGAAAGACGUCAGGCAUGAUUCUGAUACAUCAGAUUCUGACGAUGAUUGGGGAGCAAAAACUGGAAAGAGUAAAAAGAAAAAAGCACCGACUAAAAGAAGUAAACGAAAGAUGACAAAAUCUAGUAGCGAAGAUAGUGGAAGUGAAAAGGAAUCUACAAAAGUUUCAGAACCAGAGGAAGGUGAAGUCUCAGAUUCUGAUGCAAGCGUUUCGGAUUCUAGUCAAGAGGAAUUUAAUGAUGGUUAUGACGACAAAUUAAUGGGAGAUGCGGAAGAUCAAGCGAGACUAGCACAAAUGACUGAAAAAGAAAGAGAACAAGAAAUUUUUAAACGGAUAGAACAAAGAGAAAUUAUGAAAACUAGAUUUGAAAUAGAGAAAAAAUUGAGAAUGGCAAAGAAACAAGAACUCAAGAAGCAAAAGGAAUCAAAGAAGAAGGAAAAGGGUGUGGAAGAUAAAAAGAUAGAUAGAGCACCGGAUCCUAAGGAGAGAAGUAAAGAUCGUAAGAAGACAAUAGAGGAGAAACAAGAUAAAAAGUUUCAUGCAAUGUCUUUGCUGAAGGCAAGACGUGAAGAAAAGAAAGAAAGAGAGGAAAAAGAAAAGCAACGAAUAGAGCAGCAACAACAACAAUCAAAAGAUAUAGAAGAGGAGGAAUUAGAAGAUGAUCAUAAAGGAGGUGCGAAUAAGACAAAGUUGAAAGCUUCAGAUAUUUAUUCCGACGACAGUGGUUCUUCGGACAGUGGAGAAGAGGAAACAAGUAAGCCAGCAUCACAUCAAAGGUCAUCUUCCAGCGAAAGUAGGGAUUCUGAUUCUGAUAAUGACAAAAAAUCUGUGACCAGUAACAAAGCUAAACCGAAAAAACCAUUAUACGUCAGUACUAAAGAAGAUUUGAACAAAAUCAGAUUAUCUCGCCAUAAAAUGGAAAGAUUUGUUCAUCUUCCAUUUUUCGAUCGGGUUGUACAAGGUUGCUUUGUUAGAAUUGGCAUUGGAAAUAAUAAUGGCAAGGCGGUUUAUAGAGUAGCAGAGAUCAGCGGAGUUUGUGAGACUGGUAAAAUUUAUCAAUUAGGUGGUACAAGAACAAACAAAGGAUUGAAAUUAAGACAUGGUGCUCAGGAACGUGUAUUUAGAUUAGAAUUCGUAUCGAAUCAAGAAUUCACAGAAUCUGAAUUCUUUAAAUGGAAAGAGACAUGUGCUUUGCAAGGGAUAUCAAUGCCUACAUUCGAUGAAGUAGAACAAAAAUUGAAGGACAUUAAGGAGGCCUUAGUAUACGAAUUCAAAGAGGAGGAUAUUGAAAAAAUAGUAAGAGAAAAAGAAAGAUUUAAACAAACCCCGUAUAAUUAUGCGAUGAAAAAAGCACAAUUAAUGCGCGAAAGAGAUGCAGCCAAUUGUAGAGGAGACGAUGAAACUGCAAGUCGUCUUAAUCAAGAAUUGAGUGAACUAGAAGAACGUGCUUCUGAACUUGAUAAAAUGCGAACAGCAACAAUAUCAAGUAUCUCGUACAUAAAUGACCGUAAUAGGAAAAAGAAUGUUGAAGAAGCAGAAAAAGCUAUUAUGGAAGAAAUAAAAGCUAAUAAGGGGAAGAAAGUAGACGAUCCAUUCACUAGACGUAGUACGAAACCAAGGAUGGUUUAUAAACCUGACGAUGAGGAUACACCUUCUGCGACUGGAGCAAAUGAAAAGUCAGGUUCUCAACAAAUUGGUGACUCUAUUUCAAUUGGAAAUGAAAAAGAAAAUGGUCAAGAAGUAAAGAAAAAACAAAGCACUGAAGAUUUGUUCAAUGCUCAUGAUUUUGAUAUCACAAUAGAUUUAGAAGUACCAAUCCCAAAUAAUCCCGUUAGCGUUUUACCCAAACCUGUCAGUAAUAUUAAGGAUACAGGACCUCGCCGAUCCUUAAAUUUAGAAGAUUAUAAGAAGAAACGUGGACUUAUCUAACAGUUUAUUUACCUUAGACUGAAUAAUGCUGAAAUUAAUUUAUCAACGUUAUGUUAUAAUAACCGAUAUAAAUAUCUUAGCUAUUUUUGUCACUAUUGAAAGAAGGACAAAAUUAUAGUAUUGCUAGCUGCUCAUCAUAAUGAUUAUUAUCUUUUUAAAUGAUUAUUAUAGAGAGAGAUCAUAUUGCUAUUAUUGAGAGAAAGAUUUCUUAGUAAACAUGAAGAGAGGUUGUCGGUAUUAUUAUAAGAAUACUUUUUUUGAAUAAUAAGCUUAUAAGUACUUAAAAAAAAAAAAAGAAAAAAAAAAAGAAAAAAAAGGAAAAAAAAAAUAGAAAAAAAGAAAAGAAAAAAAAUGGUACAUAGCAUUACCAUUUGGAUGUUGAAAGAAAUUCUUAGUUCCACUUUUUCUUUUUUAAAUUUCAUCAUAAAUUUAGAAAAGUUUUAGCUCAUACACACACACACACACACACACACAUAUUCAUUUCUAUAACUAGACGAUAAAUUAAAAUGAAAUAAAUUAAAUUAAAAGGAAAAAAGUGGCAAGAUAUUUUAUAAUAAAGAUAUAUAGGAUUGCGUGUCCUAAUAUUUUUCUUGUAAGUACUCAUGCGUAUACUUCUACUACUAAUUAAUUAUGUAUUUCAUAUUCAUAUAUAAUUUCCCUCUCUUUCUUUCUCUCUCUCUCUCUCUCUCUCUUUCUCUCUCUCUCUCUCUCUCUCUCUCUCUCAAUCAUGAAAUUUUUAUAUUAUUCAUAAUAGAAUUUGUAAUUAUUCCACUACGAGAUACUACAUAUGAAACUUUAGUAUAAAUAGCUAUUAAAUUUAAUAGUUCUACCAUGCUAUCAAUUGUAUAAUCUUCCAAUGAAGAUUUUGUAUAAUUCUAGUAGUUAUCUUUAUUGUUUUCUUUUUUUUUCUUUUUUGUGGUAUUGAUAUUAUAUCGAUGUUAUUAACGUUAAUAAUUGAUGAAAAGAUUAAAAAAUGACAUAUUUUUAAAAAAAAUUUUGUAAAUAAGUUUUUAACAUAAAUUUUUAUUCGAAAUAUUAUGCCAUCUUGACAAUUUUAUCAAUAGCAAUGGUAACAAUUUAAGUUUUUCUUUCCUUUUUCUUUCUUCUUUCUUUCUUUUUUUUUUUUUUUCUUUUUUUUUGAAAGUGUUAUGAAAUGCUUAAGAUAAUCACGAUUGGUGAAAUACAGUAAUAAUCGAAAAUUUAUGCUAUUAGGAAUUACUUAUAAAAAAAAAAAAUUGUAUUAUUGAAGAAAAUUAUUUUUAUCUACAUUAUCUACAUACAAAAAUAUAAUGAUUAAUAUCUUUUUAAUAUGUAACUAUAUUCAAAGGAACAUGGUAUCUUUAAUAAAGAAAAAUUCUCAUAUCUUCAAUUAAAGUUUUGUACCUCGUCGAAAUAUGACUAUACCAGUACUCAAUGCUAUUAAUGAACUUUGUAAAUAUCUUGGAAAUGACAGAAGUUUUAUAAUUAUUUAAAUGUUUCCAAACUAUAUUUCAUGAAUUAAAAUGAAAUAGUUUCUCUAUGUGAUCAUUAAAAUACAUGACACAUUGCAAAUGCGUAUCAAUUUAAGGAUUAUGAUAUUGUAUUAUUACAAAUAUCAAAUGUAAUUGAUUUAUUGUAAAAAAAAAAAAAAAAGAAAAAAAAACUAAAAUAAAAAUUCACUUUUGUAUAUGUAUAGACAUACGCAACUAUAUAUGUGCAUAUAUAAUCAAUGGCUGUGUAAUUAAUUCUUUAACUGUUAGUAGCAUGUGUAUGUGAUUGAACUCUAUUUUUUUUCCUUUGUUAAUUUUAUGAUAACAAAUAGUAUUCGAAACAAAGUUAAUAAAGAUCAAAAUUGAUAUACAGAAAAGUAAACAUUCUCAAAGAACGUUUCGAAUAACUAUGUUAAGUUUUGAACACAACAUGGUAUUAAAAAAUAAAAAAAUAAUAAUAAUUAUAUUCAUACAGUUAAAGGAUUAACAUUAUAUAGACAAAUUAUUAGGAACAUUAGUUAUUGCUUUUGAAGGAGUGAUUUCUUAUUUGUAUAAUUUUUGUAGGGAGCAAAAAAAUUCAUAUACAUAUAUAUACGAAUGAAUAUUUGACGAUUAUCAAAUAUAAUUUUGUAAAUAUAUAUACAUAUAUAUACAUAUAUAUAUAUAUAUAUAUAUAUGUAUAUAUAUAUAUAGAUACAUAAAUAUUUGUAGAGAGAAAAAGAUCGCAGAAAAGCGAUUAGAGGAUCUUGAAUACUUCUUUAAAAUAUACUCCAAAAUAUGAUGCUAUAUACACAAUACUGUAAAAUAAAUCUAAGUUAUAGAUCCGUUAGAAAGAUAUGAUCUAAUUGUUCAUAAAAUUUUACAUUUAAGUAAUAACUUUAAGUAUUAAAAUUUAAAGGAUUUGCAAUUUGCCAUUGCAAUUAACUCUUAUACAAUUUAAAGAAAUCUUUGUAGACUCUUUGAUUAUCUAUAUGUUAAUUAUUUUAUUUAGAUAUGUGAUAUAUUUGUUACAAGGCAUGUUAUUCAAAUUUAUGUAACUGUUUUAACAUAAUUAAUAAUCGAUGAUUUUUCAUUUGGAUUGUAAAAUACUGUUCGACUUUAUAAUCAUAUUAUUAAGUAUCAUUAUCGAUAAUCUCUAUAAAAUUGGCGUCAGUAUUAUAUUAAUAUAAUCCAAAAGAAAAACACCAUAUAAAUA
Messenger RNA from Vespa crabro (European hornet), 4905 nucleotides. It is a transcript of the gene Rtf1, whose product is annotated as RNA polymerase-associated protein RTF1 homolog. The transcript is spliced from 7 exons. The record is from RefSeq and is a predicted model, not a curated record. NCBI's taxonomy places the organism in Eukaryota, Metazoa, Arthropoda, Insecta, Hymenoptera, Vespidae. Gene Ontology annotation, molecular function: DNA binding; RNA polymerase II C-terminal domain phosphoserine binding. Bases 154 to 2241 code for a protein of 695 amino acids. Gene Ontology annotation, cellular component: Cdc73/Paf1 complex.